CCCCGCUGCUUCGGUAGAGAACUGCGAAGCCAGCGACACCCUACUCUGAAGCCAUGAACAGCGGUGUGUGCCUGUGCGUGUUGGUGGCGGCACUGGCGGCGGGCGCCCUGGCGCAGCCGGUGCCUCCCGCAGACCCCGAAGGCCCUGCGGCGCAGCGGAACGAGGAAGCGCCCCGGAGACAGCUGAGGGCAGUGCAGAGGGUGGAAGGCGAGCCCCGAGCGCACCUGGGCGCGCUGCUGGCCAGAUACAUCCAGCAGGCCCGGAAAGCUCCUUCGGGCCGCAUGUCCAUGAUCAAGAACCUGCAGAGCCGGGACCCCAGCCACAGGAUAAGCGACCGGGACUACAUGGGCUGGAUGGACUUUGGCCGGCGCAGCGCCGAGGAGUACGAGUACCCCUCCUAGGCCCUGGUCGGGCCGCGCCGAGCGCCCCCUGCCGCCCAGGAGGCG
Molossus molossus (Pallas's mastiff bat) is the source of this 446-nucleotide messenger RNA. RefSeq names its product cholecystokinin (gene CCK). Gene Ontology annotation, cellular component: axon; extracellular region. Lineage: Eukaryota; Metazoa; Chordata; Mammalia; Chiroptera; Molossidae. Gene Ontology annotation, biological process: digestion. The record is from RefSeq and is a predicted model, not a curated record. The transcript is spliced from 3 exons. Gene Ontology annotation, molecular function: neuropeptide hormone activity. Bases 54 to 401 code for a protein of 115 amino acids.